Molecule: messenger RNA, 1632 nt
Organism: Penicillium malachiteum
Lineage: Eukaryota; Fungi; Ascomycota; Eurotiomycetes; Eurotiales; Aspergillaceae
Product: RNA-binding signal recognition particle subunit SRP54
Exons: 2
Coding region: 1-1632 (543 amino acids)
Biological process (GO): SRP-dependent cotranslational protein targeting to membrane; SRP-dependent cotranslational protein targeting to membrane, translocation
Cellular component (GO): signal recognition particle, endoplasmic reticulum targeting; cytosol
Molecular function (GO): ATP hydrolysis activity; GTP binding; 7S RNA binding
Source: RefSeq, a predicted model, not a curated record
AUGGUCCUCCAGGAUCUUGGACGGCGCAUUAAUGCCGCUGUCAAUGACUUAACGAGAUCUAACAAUCUCGACGAGAAGGCGUUCGAUGACAUGCUUAAGGAGAUCUGCGCAGCCCUUUUAUCUGCCGAUGUCAACGUCAAGCUUGUUCAGACCCUCCGCAAAUCGAUCAAGAGUACCGUUAACUUCGCUUCUAUCCCCGCCGCCACGAACAAGAAACGCCUGAUCCAAAAGACCGUUUUCGAUGAGCUCGUGGCCUUGGUUGACCCUCACUCGGAUUCCUUCCGCCCAAAGAAAGGUCGCUCAAAUGUCAUCAUGUUUGUUGGUUUGCAAGGUGCGGGUAAGACUACCACCUGUACCAAGCUUGCUCGACACUACCAGAUGCGUGGCUUCAAGACAGCAUUGGUCUGCGCGGAUACCUUCCGAGCUGGUGCUUUCGAUCAGUUGAAGCAGAACGCGACCAAGGCCAAGAUUCCUUACUACGGUAGUUUGACUCAGACCGAUCCAGCUGUCGUGGCCGCGGAGGGUGUCGCCAAAUUUAAGAAGGAGCGCUUUGAUAUCAUUAUCGUGGAUACUAGUGGUCGUCAUCGACAGGAGGAGGAAUUGUUCAACGAAAUGAUCCAAAUUCAGGAGGCGGUUACUCCUGACCAGACGAUCCUUGUUCUGGACAGUACUAUCGGUCAGGCCGCGGAGGCACAAUCAUCGGCAUUCAAAGCUUCUGCCAACUUCGGUGCCAUUAUUAUCACUAAGACUGACGGCCAUGCUGCGGGUGGUGGUGCCAUCUCCGCUGUCGCCGCUACUCACACACCUAUCAUCUUCUUGGGAACCGGUGAACACAUGAUGGAUCUUGAGCGAUUUGAGCCCAAGGCCUUUGUCUCUAAAUUGCUGGGCAUGGGUGAUAUGGCUGGGUUGCUCGACCAUGUGCAGGCCAUCACUAAGGAUUCCGCUGGUGCCAAGGAGACUUACAAGCACAUCACCGAGGGUAUCUACACUAUUCGCGACUUCCGUGAGAACAUUACAUCGAUCAUGAAGAUGGGCCCUCUCUCCAAGCUUUCUGGCAUGAUUCCCGGUCUUUCCAACUUGACCCAAGGUCUGGAUGAUGAAGACGGUUCCAUGAAGCUCCGCCGUAUGGUUUACAUUUUCGACAGUAUGACUACUGCGGAAUUGGAUAGUGAUGGCAAGCUUUUUACCGACAAGCCGAGCCGCAUGGUCCGUAUUGCUCAUGGAAGUGGUACUACCGUGCGUGAGGUUGAAGACCUUCUCUCUCAGCACCGCAUGAUGGCCGGUAUGGCUAAGCGUGUUGGUGGUCAGAAGAAGCAGAUGCAGCGUGCCCAGGACAUGCUCAAGGGUGGCAACAAGCAGCAACAGAUGGCUGCCAUGCAAAAACGUAUGCAAGCUAUGGGUGGUGCUGGUGGCAUGGGUGGCAUGGGCGGAAUGCCCGGUAUGGGCGACAUUGGCAAGAUGAUGCAGAUGAUGGGUGGUGGCCAAGGAGGUGCUGGCGGCAUGCCAAACCUCGGUGGUAUGGACUUGCAAAGUAUGAUGAGCCAGAUGAGUGGGCUGAUGGGAGGAAUGGGUGGUAUGGGCGGAAUGGGCGGCGGUGGUGGUGGUGGUGGUGGACGUGGAAGAGGACGGUAG